GCCCAGAGGCCCCUGCCCGACUCCCCACCAGCCCCGGGUCCCUGCAUCGCCGACGCCCAACAUGGACAUCGCCAUCCAGCACCCCUGGUUCAAACGUGCGCUGGGCCCCUUCUACCCCAGCCGGCUGUUUGACCAGUUCUUCGGCGAGGGCCUCUUCGAGUAUGACCUGCUCCCCUUCCUGUCCUCCACCAUCAGCCCCUACUACCGCCAGUCCCUCUUCCGCACUGUGCUGGAUUCCGGCAUCUCCGAGGUCCGAUCUGACCGGGACAAGUUCGUCAUCUUCCUGGAUGUGAAGCACUUCUCCCCGGAGGACCUCACCGUGAAAGUGCUGGAGGACUUUGUGGAGAUCCACGGCAAGCACAACGAGAGGCAGGACGACCACGGCUACAUCUCCCGCGAGUUCCACCGCCGCUACCGCCUGCCUUCCAACGUGGACCAGUCUGCGCUCUCCUGCUCCCUGUCCGCGGACGGCAUGCUGACCUUCUCUGGCCCCAAGGUCCCGUCUGGCGUGGACGCCGGCCACAGCGAGAGAGCCAUCCCCGUGUCGCGGGAGGAGAAGCCCAGCUCUGUGCCCUCGUCCUAAGCUCGGCCCCGGCCUCGGCUGCCACCCGCUGCUGCCCCCACGGCCCACCGAUCUGGGGGCAACCCUAGAACGUGGGGUGUGCGUCUCCCUUGGCCUUCCCUGAUUCCAUUUCUUUCUCCUCCUCUCCGAGGGAACGAGGGUUUGAGAGGGCAGCCUGGAGGGCUUGGGGCCUCGGCCUGAGGUCCUGCGACCUCGGGGGGACCCAGGUCCCCAUGCCGGCCAGCUGGUGAGGGCCCUCGCCGUCCCGGCAGCUUGAGACCACAGCCCCGGGCUCCCGGAGGAUGCGGCCUCUGGGUGACCUCUGGGUGCACCUUGACCCUUGUUGGUGGGCGCCCGCAUCGGGACCCGGCCGUGGGUCCCACCCACGUUUCCUGGGUGCCCUGAGGUCCGUCUGGCAGAGGCGCCUGUGUGCCCGGGCUCUCCGCAGCCUGCUCCUCCCAGACCACCUUCCCUCCACCCUCCUCUCCGUAGUACCGCCCCCGGGGCACCCGGGCACCCUUGACAAUGCAGCCUGUGGCAGUCAAUAAAGAGCAGGUGACACAAGCAA
Messenger RNA from Canis lupus familiaris (dog), 1130 nucleotides. RefSeq names its product crystallin alpha A (gene CRYAA). Gene Ontology annotation, biological process: lens development in camera-type eye; response to heat; protein refolding. The record is from RefSeq and is marked provisional. NCBI's taxonomy places the organism in Eukaryota, Metazoa, Chordata, Mammalia, Carnivora, Canidae. Gene Ontology annotation, molecular function: structural constituent of eye lens; protein folding chaperone.